Messenger RNA from Heterotrigona itama, 1311 nucleotides. The record is from the annotation of a GenBank genome assembly. Lineage: Eukaryota; Metazoa; Arthropoda; Insecta; Hymenoptera; Apidae.
AUGUUAAAAUUGUGUAGCGAUAGAAAAAUUCUUGUUGAUGUCUUCAAUUCAUGUAUUCGACAAUUAUAUGCAAAAGAGUAAGUUUCUAAGUGUCAUCAAUGAAAAAGUUUAGCAACAAAUAUAAUACGAAAAUAUAAAAAUAUAAAGAAUCUUUUUUGAGAGUUAAACUUCGUAAGGGAACGUGUAAACCAAAAAUAUUUCCUAUCAAAUUUCUGGCUACUUCCUGCGAGGAUAAAACGCCUAAAGAAUUUUGCAUUGAUAAACCGAUGAAAUGGCCAAGUGGUAAUCGAGCCAAUUUUAAGUUUCACGGAGAAACUGAAGCUAUAUUAAACGAGCAAAUAAAUACGGAACUAAAAGCUUUCUACUAUUAUCUGUCCAUGGCUGCAUAUUUCGGACGUGCUGACGUAGCGUUGCCUGGAUGUGAAUCAUUUUUCAUUCAAAUGCAUCACGAAGAACAUGAACAUGCUAUCAGGUUCCUAAAUUAUAUCAAAAUGCGCGGAGGCCUUGUAAAUUUGUAUCCAGUACAACCUCCUAUUGAUCAAGACUGGAAAUGUCCAUUACAUGCUUUCAAAACGGCAUUGGAUUUAGAGAUGGAGGUAGCCGAGAAGCUAGUAGCAGUAAAUACUGUGGCAGAGAAACAUGGCGAUUUAAAUGCAAGCGAUUUUAUUAUUACGGGUUUUAUGGAAGAUCAGAUGAAAAGCGUGAAUGAAAUGGGAAGAUUUGUAGCUGUUCUCUCAGGGAUUGGUGAUCAAUCGUUGGCUCGUUUUAUAUUUGAUAAAGAUUUACUUCAACACUACGUCCAACCGAAAUUUAACAUCCUUCGUUUAAAACUACGACCAAACGAAACUGACGAAUAGUAUUUUCCAUUGCUUUAUGUCGUAAAAUAUAAUACGCGAUGUAUGUAUUAUAUUUACAUGUUUUAAAUAAUAAUAUAUAUAAAUGUCAUUUAAAUCACAAUAAAAAAAUUGAUUACGAUUCAAAUUUAUUAAAUUUCUUAAAAAGAGUGGAAUAAUUAAUGAAAGUUUACAUUGGUAAUGUAGAUUCAUUCGAAAAUCAAUUACUUUGUAGAAUUAUAUAAAAUGUAACUGUUCAUACAAUUUUAGAACACACCAAAUAUCUAUGAAUAUCAGCCGUUUAAUGUCAUAUGUUGGAAAUGAUCAGUAUGGCGGAACUAUUGCAUACAUCUAAUUGUGAAGAUAAAGCUACUAUAAAAACGGACAUUCUGGUGACUAAGUUGUUUCUCUGAUCCUAAAUUAAAUACAAUAUUGAAGUUUAUUUAAAUUUUUUAUUCAUUUUGUUAGCGAAUUUUAA